This is a messenger RNA of Haemonchus placei, 561 nucleotides long. The record is from the annotation of a GenBank genome assembly. NCBI's taxonomy places the organism in Eukaryota, Metazoa, Nematoda, Chromadorea, Rhabditida, Trichostrongylidae.
AUGAUGGCGGCAAUCUUAUGGUUCGCCUUGGCAGUGACCGUGUCAGCUGACAUCUAUAGCUGUGGAGGUUUUGUAAAGUCGAGUGUGCCAAUAGACUACUCAAAAAUACAGGUAAAACUUCUUACUCCUGAAGGGCAUCUUAAACAUGAAGAGGAAUGCAACCCGAAGAAUGGUUAUUAUAUGAUUCCAAUAUACAAUAAGGGCCAAUAUUCCUUGAAAGUCUCUGCUCCGGAAGGAUGGUACUUUGAACCGGAAACUGUAGACUUCAAACUUGAUGGUGUGAAUGAUCCGUGUACAAAAAAUGAAGACAUCAAUUUCUCAUUGACAGGGUUCUCUAUCAGUGGAAUCGUUAAUGGGGGUACAGGAACUGGACCAGCAGGGCUUUCGCUGACCCUCAAACAGAAUGGCAAAGUCGUAGAUACGGCGACAACUGUCGAAGGAGGAAAGUAUUCAUUCAAAGCAGUUGCAGGAAAGUAUGAAGUAUCUACAGGAGCAGAUUCUUCUGUAUGUAUCAGUCAUGGGAAGGCCUUAGUUGAGGUUUGUGACCUUCUUCUUCUCUGA